Eimeria acervulina is the source of this 1464-nucleotide messenger RNA. RefSeq lists its product as hypothetical. Gene Ontology annotation, biological process: regulation of transcription by RNA polymerase II. The coding region runs from base 1 to 1464 and encodes 487 amino acids. Gene Ontology annotation, molecular function: transcription cis-regulatory region binding. The record is from RefSeq and is a predicted model, not a curated record. Gene Ontology annotation, cellular component: nucleus. NCBI's taxonomy places the organism in Eukaryota, Apicomplexa, Conoidasida, Eucoccidiorida, Eimeriidae. The transcript has 5 exons.
AUGCUCGCAGAUAUUCGCCGUCUUCAGCGAUAUCGCCAAGCCAUUGAUUGCCUCGCAAAAAAUGCAAAGUCUGCGCUAGAAAUUGGAUGUGCGCAGCACAUAACGGCGCUGGAGGUGUCUCGCCAGUUUGCUGCUGAGGCUUCUUCUUACGUUCGUCUCUUUGGCUUCGAUUCGCGUAUCCGGGUCUUGUCGCUCUAUUCUAAAGAAGCAGACCUGGUGGCGAUUGCAGCAGAAGCGAGACAACGAAUCAGGCAGCAGCAGCAGCAGCAGCAGCAAGAGCAGCAGGAGGAGCAGCAGGAAGAGCAACAGCAGCAACAGCAGCAGAAACAACAGCAGCAGAAGCAACAGCAGAAGCAGCAGCAGAAACAUGGGAAAAAUUCAACAGCGAAGUCGCGAAGGACCGCGCACAACGACUCCAACAGCAACGGCAACGACAGCAGCAGCAGCAGUAGCAACAGCAGCAACAGCUGCAGCAGCAACAGCAGCAGCAGCGACAGCGAAAAGGGGUUUGACUUGCUUAUUCAUGAAAUCAUUGGGGAUAUCUGCAGCAACGAGGGCGUUGCUGAUGUUAUCCUUGACAUACAAAAAAGAACUGGCCGCGUCUCUCGUUCAAUUCCGUAUGCGGGCCGCACCUGGUUUCCCAUGCGCACAGUGUUGUCGCCCAACCGCGUGCUGCUGCAGUCUGUGGGGCUUCGCUUCAGCAGUUUGCUGCUGGCGGAGGACUUCGCCGUUUUAGAGGAACUUCUCUUUGAAAAACCCAUGCAGAAACAAAUGCUACAAAACAGAGCAAUCGAUGUGCCCCUCUCCUCCUCUUUGCACGAAAUGCCGCAGCUGCAGCCGCUAGCAGACCCCGACAAGCUGACGCCAACGUCCAAGAAGCUGCAGCAAAAGCUCCAGCAGCAGCAGCAGCAGCAGCAGGAACAGCAACAGAAGCGGCAGCAGAAACCGCAGGACGAAGAAGAAGCGUGGCGAUAUCCGUUUGCUGCUGAAGUGCAGCAACAGCAGCAGCAGCAGCAGCAAGAAGCGCCGCCAGGCUACCGACGCAUUCAUCUUUCUCGCCCCCGUUUUUCUUUAUCCGCAGAAAUCCAUAGAUUGCCAAUUUCUCCUGUGAAAAGCUGCUGCUGCAACAGCAGCAGCAGCAGCACUGCAGCGACGAGUGCGACCACCAGCGAAGACAGCAGCAGCAGCAACGACAGCAGCGCUGCAGCAGAAAGUUCCCUCCCACAAGAAUCUCGUGAUGCUGCUGAAUCAAGAAGCAGCAACAGCAGCAGCAGCGUAAAGGCUGAGGAAAGCAGCAGCAAGACGCCGCUAGACCCUUCCCCUGCAGCAGCAGAAGCAGCAGCAGGAGGGAAGGGAGGCUGCUGCUGCUGUCAAGACACCGAGAAGUCCUCAGUACUUCGCCUUGAUCCCAUCAUUAUAACAUACGCCGAGCAGUCUCCCUUCCUGGCCAAGGAGGUCAGCUGA